UUCGUCUACUUUGGUCAUUCUCUCCGUGCCGCCUCUCUCCUCCCCACGGCCCGGCGAAAUCCCAUAAAUAUCUUCUUCUUCCCCCACGAUUUCUUGAUCCGCUCUAGCGCUCGCCGGAAUCUUUCUGCCCUUCUCUCACAAAUCGCUUCUUCCUUGAUCUCCUACCGCUCCACAGAGAGUUCACAAAAAAAUAUCUACGAGGAGAAGAUCUCGUAUUCGUAUAGUUUCAGGACAAAAAAAAACAAUCGUUUCUGCCCCCUUGUUGGUUCCUUCUUUUCUUCGGAAGGAAGGAUCAGAUGGGUGGUAUGUCUCUGGAGCGACCGAUUAAGGCAGAGCGGGUGGCCCAGGGUAAUCAGUUUUCAGACUUGGUGUCAGCAGGCUGGACAGAUGAGACGCACACGCUUUACAUAAGCUCCAUGGAAGCUUCUUUCAUGGACCAACUCUACAAUCAUGGACGCAAUGCGAACCACAAGGAUCCAAGCGGCGAUGGGUUCAAGGUUCUCCGCGGUGGAGUGUGGGAGAAACUCAAAUUUGAGCGGACCAAUGCUUCUGCUCCAGUCAGUGGCAAAUGCCGCCUGCCUGCGAGCCCGUGGAUCCGACAUUUUAGACCACGUGAAUACAACGGUAAUACAGGAGGUGAUGGGGAAGAAACUUCAGUGGGUGAUCACGAAUCGGGUAUCCGAACUGUCCAUGGGAGGACUUCGCUGUCGCAUGGAAGGGAAUUGGGAGCUUACAAGGCAGCAAACCUUCUCGCUGAAAAUGCAGAGGUCUCUGAUCAGAACUUUGCUGAUGAUGAGGGGGAAGUUGAUGCAGAAUCAAGUAAAGCAUGCAAGAAAAGGAGAUUAAGCAUUACUUCCAUGUACUGCGACCGAAUGAUCAAGUGAAUCCACGUGAUUAACUAUAUUAGUCAAACGUUAUGAAAAGCAACAAACCCAGUUACUCAAAAGAGCUUCUUUGCUACCUCAAAAUCUAUUGGGAAAUUGGAGCCAGGAUGCUCUGAAGUAAAACAUGACAGAGUAUUUCUCAGUAUAUGUGCAACCAGCAGUUAGUACUGAGGAGUUAAGUGUUGGCGUUUUAACAGAUUAGAUUCUUCUGGUUAUGUAUCUGUCUAUUUUGCAGUUUCCUUUAGCUUGAGUAGUCCACUCGAGUCACUAUCCUGUGAGGCAACUCAUUCACCACUUGUAGCUAGGUAAUAUGGUUUAUUUUAGAGUGAAUUCCAUUUUUUAUCUCUUAGUUUGACUUUUGUGACACUAAUAACCCCGUCUAGCAGAAAUUCUUUCUGUUUACCCCAUUUAGUAAAACUUAUGCCAGGCUUUACCCCCUUUAAUCAGUUA
Messenger RNA from Lolium rigidum, 1334 nucleotides. RefSeq names its product cold-regulated protein 27-like. The coding region runs from base 297 to 884 and encodes 195 amino acids. Gene Ontology annotation, biological process: regulation of circadian rhythm; response to cold. Lineage: Eukaryota; Viridiplantae; Streptophyta; Magnoliopsida; Poales; Poaceae. The transcript has 3 exons. The record is from RefSeq and is a predicted model, not a curated record.